Messenger RNA from Candidula unifasciata, 2807 nucleotides. The record is from the annotation of a GenBank genome assembly. Lineage: Eukaryota; Metazoa; Mollusca; Gastropoda; Stylommatophora; Geomitridae.
GAACUAACACAGUGUCAGUUUUAAGUCCAGGGACACCUGUAAGCUCACUGACCCCCGGAACACCCAAACCAGCAGGGUUCAUGAUUGGAUUUCCCUUCUCAGGAAUUACCUCCAGCACCCCAGGGAUACCGGUCACUUCCCUGACCCCAGCAAACCCCCUGGCUGGCCAGCCUUUGAAAGCUCAGAGCCAGGAUGUGGCUAAUUUGGCAUCAGCAUCGUCCAAGCUGGCAUCAAGUUCCGGACUGACUCUAAAUAUAAAAUCUGCCCAGUCUGCAGGUAGCUCUCAGUUUUCUCAGUUGUCUCCCCGUGUUAUACCUUUCAUUCCAGCAGUUACAUUCCACAGCAUAGACCCUAACAGUAAGUUGUGUAGCAACCUUUCAGUUGCCAAUCCUUCACUGGAGCAGAAGGUAGGUCAGCAUCCCCCGAUCAGGAUGUCGCAGGUUACACCUUUCACUUUGACAGCUACAGGUACCGGCACUCCAGGCACACCUGUAACACCAGCAACUCCUGACACUCCUACAGAUCUAAGUGGCACACGAAGGAAGCUGAAGGACAAACUUCUAAUGAAGCAGUCUCUCAGUGUUGAGAAGAGUCAAGACAAAGGUCAGGAGAAGCUACUGGCUGUGAACUCGCCAUCCGCUACACCAGCUGGUUUCUUCCUGAAAGCAAACAUUUCUGAUGCCGCUCCAGCGGCAGCAUCCGCCUCUCCUGUGAUCAUGUAUCAGCAAGUUUCAAAACCUAAUGCGGCAGGUUCCAACUCAGCUCUGUUGGCCUCUCUGACCAAACCGGCAGUGUCUUCUCAAAAACUUGGUAGCCUGCCCAAUGCAGUUAUCACAUCUGCAGUCAUGGGGCGAAUCAAAGAGUCAGACAAGACUCCAAGUGAUUUGUAUACUAGGUCCGAAUCAGAGACCAUCUUCACUUCAGAUGCCUCUAAAGCACAUCCACCGGUCCUGAGAGCUUUCUCAGAACCAGCAAUUGCCAAAAGGAUGAGGAAGUCCAAACAGUUAAAACCCUCCCCAUUGAGCAUAGAAAGUAAAAAUGUUCAAGCCAUUUCUAGACCCAUGUCCAAGUUGUUGCCAACCCCAAAGACAAGUCAGCCCAGUACAUCUGCAGGACCUGAAGAUCUGACUUCAAAAACAUCUUCAAGUUUUCCGUCAAAGAUUGAGAGUGGUGCAGAUUCUUUUGAUUCAGGUCUCAGCCUUAGAAGUGUGUCUCAAGAAGCACCAUUUUUCUUCCCAAAGUCUGCUUCUAUAGCAAGCCUGGAUAGCAACGAACUGUUGAUAGAUUUAUCCGGGGAUAACUUCAACAAUGUGACAAUCCCCAUUAAUUAUGCAAUCCCAUUUGUGAAUGUGUGCCGCCUUCAGAGUGGUCCCUUGCUGUCAGAAUGGAACCACGCUAGCCGGAUCACCGGCUCGCAGGUGAGUCUGUCGCCAUUGACCUUAGCUGGGUCCAAAAUUCAGUUACCGGCUGUUGGAGGUUCAGCGAUGAGGCAUAGAGAGCAGAAGAACUGGUUGCUGAAGAGGUCGCUGUCACUGCAUCGUCACUUCCAGAUUCUCUCUCGUCUUUGGCAUUCAUCCUCUCCAGUGACAUUAGACUCCAUGACGGCUAUGGCUUUAGCACAGGGCAACCCAUCACCAGCUCUUCUGGGACAUGCCUUGCUGUCUUACUCUUCUUCUACUUCAUCAUCCUCCUUAUCUGAAACCCCCAGCACAGGGACCCCAGGCAGUGCCGAUCCCGGCAAGAUGAAAAUUGCACCUGUGUAUCCUUCUCCUGAUUCGAUAGACGUGACUAAAGACGAACCCCGCAGAAAGCAGAUUUCUGGAGACAGCAGCAUAGACCAGAGUGCAGAGCUGAAAAACUCCCCGCAGGUGUCUCCGUUUCACUUUGACAAGGGUCUGCACGCUGCAGCAGCUAUACAGCUGAAAAUGAGACUCUUUCCAGGAAAAGGAACUCCGGACACUGCAGCUGCAACCCCUUCCAGUGAGGAGCAGCAGCAGCAGCAGACACAUGCCAUCUUCUCACCCAGCCAGGCUCUUCAGCUGUUGACACCUGUCAAGUCCGCUGCACUGGCAAUGAACACUACCACCUCAUCAUUACUGUCUCCGUCUUCAAUAUCCUCGGCAAUAAUCUCCUCUGUCGAACAACACAUCUCCUCAGUGACACCGUCAGGAACUCUAAACACGCCCAUGUACGGCCACUCGUGCCCGACCCUGUACACGACCACGCAUGUAACCUUCUGCUGCAUCCAGCGCCCCCAGCCCAUGUACGUGGCAGUGAAGGGAAGCAAAAAGAUAUCUAUGUACUCCAACUGGCGCCUGGCAACUCAUAACCCAAACCCUGUUGGCCUGACGUCUCGCAUGCUGUUGGCACUGUAUAAGUCAAGAAACGUCUGCAACCCAGUGUAUGCUCAGUGCUCCAUGACACCUGGCAAUGGAGGUAACCAGACGCACAGCUCCUACUGGACUUACCACCGGAAGAAGUUGGCUGGAGUCAAGAAGGAAACAACUGAAGUCAAGAGUGAAGACUCCAAGUCUAGCAGUGCCAUCAAGACUGAGUCAGCCAAAGAAAGCAAACGUCUCAAACUGCGCUUGGCUAAAGGCGGUUUCAAGAGCAACGAGAAAUACGAAUAUAUCCGGGGCCGAGGCUGGGGGAAGUACAUCUGUGAGAUCUGCGGGAUCCGCUGCAAGAAGCCAAGCAUGCUGAAGAAGCACCUGAGGACUCACACAGACCUGCGGCCUUAUCACUGCCGCCACUGCAAGUUCUCGUUCAAAACAAAGGGGAACCUGACGAAGCAUAUGAAGUCAAAG